This is a messenger RNA of Brassica rapa (field mustard), 3244 nucleotides long. RefSeq names its product 60S ribosomal export protein NMD3. The record is from RefSeq and is a predicted model, not a curated record. Gene Ontology annotation, cellular component: cytoplasm; nucleus. Gene Ontology annotation, biological process: ribosomal large subunit export from nucleus. Gene Ontology annotation, molecular function: ribosomal large subunit binding. NCBI's taxonomy places the organism in Eukaryota, Viridiplantae, Streptophyta, Magnoliopsida, Brassicales, Brassicaceae.
CGAGAUAAUAGAGAAUGAUGCGUUCUUGUACAUCUUUUUCUUGAUUCAUGUAGUUUAAGGAGUUCAGGCAUUUUGGUUUAAGCGAGUGAGAUAUCGUUCUAGUGAUAUUUAGAGUAUAUUGUUUUGCUGGUGGAUUACUUCUUUGAUUAUAAUUGACACUAGAGAUACAUGGUUUUUUCUUUUUUACUUUGAGUUCAGGUGUAUGAUGUGACCCCGUUUGUGGAGGAUCAUCUUGGAGGCGAAGGGGUCUUAUUAUUCUCAAAAUGGUUUGGAUAAAAUCAAAUCUUACUGCAGAUAUAACAUUGGUUGCACUCUAGUCUAGUGUGGAUACGAAAACGGCAAGAUGAUCCUCCACAGUGAAACCAAAUCUUACUGAUAUUUUAAAUACCUACUAACAUGAGUGUGUGUGUAUGGCCUAAAUAAAUAUGGACAAUGGUGUGUGUACACAAUAUGAGUGUCCAUCUGGAUACUCAGUUUGCGUACAUCUUUUGUUGUACAUCUCCGAUUCCUAAAAUAUGAUGAACAUUUCUUCCUUUCAACAGCUCUUAUACAGUAGACAUUUUGAUCAAACAAUGCAAUAUAUUUUUGCUAUUAUUACUCUCAGUAUCUUGCACCAUAGGUUCACAAAUUCAAGAUGUAGUCAAAUUCAUGAAAAUGUACAUGUACACCGUUUUCUGUAAUCAUGCAAAACUACUUAGAUUUCAAUGCAUUAGUGAGUUCUUUUUCUGUAAACCUCCUCUUGGGAAUCUGAAUUAUUCAUCUCUGAAUGUUUCAUGUAGUAAGAAAAACCAUACACCAAUAUAUAAGAAACAAUUACAUUAUAGUCCAUUUUCCUAAUGAGAGUUAGAUAGUUUCGUCCAAGCUAAGACAUUCUAUUUCCAAGCACGAAUAUGACAUCAUUAAAACAUCUGCAAAACAUUGACUAGCAUAGCCUUACUCUUAGAAGACACUUCAAUAUAAACGAACAACAAGACAUGAUUAAAGAGGCCACACAUACAAAAAUUCAGACAACGAAAACAGAUUUACUAACAUACCAGAAUCUCAAGUUUAGAAUAUGACAAAAAUGGACACUUUACAUCUUUUUAACACUAAUUUUCAGGAAAGAAUAAAACAGACAAUAAAACUACUAAUCUUACUGUAUUUUGGGGAAAACUGAAAAUAGAGCCAAUGUGGUGGUAGAAAGUCGUCAUGGUGGUGCGUCUGGAGCUUCACCGGAGUGUUGUCGACUGCGCGGAAGAGAUGUGAUUAUGUUUUUCAUCAACCGGUGUUUGCCGACCGGAUCUUGAUGAAAACCGUGUAAAUAAAUAUUCUCCAGAGUUUAUAAAAUGUCUUUACAAUGUAAAUAAAUAAAUAAAAAACUGUAAAUCACUGUAUUCUCAAAGUCAAACCGAGUCUGGUUAUUUCUGUUCUGAUAUGUCCGGUCCGGAUAUUUUUGCCCCGGCUUAAACAUAACCCUAACCCUAACAAUAAAAAAAAAGCACAAUAAAAAAAAAGCACAAUAAAAAAAAAAGCCUUUCACCUUUUUCAUUUUUUCUUUCUCUUCAUCUUCCUUCAGAAUCCAGCCGCCUCUCUCAAACUCUCAAACUACCUCAGGAUGUCAGCAUUAACGUAUCAAGAUUCAGGGAUGUUCAAGGUUGAGCAAACCAUUGGAAGUGUCUUGUGUUGCAAGUGUGGUGUUCCUAUGCCACCAAACGCAGCCAACAUGUGUGUCAACUGUCUCCGUUCCCAAGUCGACAUCACCGAAGGCUUACAGAAGAGUGUCCAAAUCUUCUAUUGUCCUGAGUGUGGCUGCUACUUGCAGCCACCCAAGACGUGGAUCAAAGCUCAAUGGGAAUCCAAAGAGCUCUUGACUUUCUGCAUCAAGAGGCUCAAGAAUCUCAACAAAGUCAGGCUCACGAACGCUGAGUUCGUCUGGACUGAGCCUCACUCCAAGAGAAUCAAACUCAAGCUCACUGUUCAAGCCGAGGUUCUUAACGGAGCUGGUCUUGAGCAGUCUUAUCUCGUUGAGUAUACCGUUAGAGACCAUCUCUGCGAGUCUUGCUCGAGGUUUCAGGCUAACCCUGAUCAGUGGGUUGCUUCGGUUCAGCUUAGGCAGCAUGUUUCUCACAGGAGGUCUUUCUUUUAUCUCGAACAGUUGAUUCUCAGGAACGAUGCUGCUUCUCGUGCCGUAAGAAUCAAGCAGGUUCAUCAAGGGGUUGAUUUCUUCUUUGGGAAUAAAAGGCAUGCUGAUAACUUUGUUGACUUUUUGAGUAAAGUUGUUCCCAUUGAGUCUCGUCAGGACAAGCAGCUAGUGUCUCACGAUGUCAAGAGCAGCUUGUACAACUACAAGUACACUUACUCCGUUAAGAUUUGUCCUAUCUGCCGUGAGGAUCUUAUCUUCCUGCCUUCCAAAGUUGCUAGCGGGUUAGGAAGCCUUGGUCCGCUUGUGGUGUGCACGAGAGUUUCUGACAGAAUCACGCUGCUUGAUCCUAGAACCUUGAGGUGUGCGUUCUUGGACGCCAGACAGUACUGGAGAUCCGGGUUUCGAUCCGCUCUCACCAGCAGGCAGCUUGUGAAGUACUCAGUGUUUUAUGUGGAACCACCUGUUGGUGAAGCGACUGUCGGAGGGCAAAAGUACGCUCUAUCAUACGUCCACAUCGCACGUGAGUCAGUUGGUAAGAUGUUAACUGUCCAAACUCAUCUAGGACAUAUCCUUAAAACAGGAGAUCAAGCUUUAGGGUAUGAUAUCUACGGUGCAAAUGUUAACGACGAUUUGCAUGGGGGGCUUCCUGAAGUGAUUCUUAUCAAGAAAUGCUAUGACAAGGAGAGAGAGAGGAAGAAGGGGAAGCCACGUGCGUUUACGACCAAGAAGCUUCCGAUGGAGAUGGACGAGUCAAGAGGAGGACGCGGAGUUGAUCCAGAGAAGAUGGAGAAUGAAUAUGAAGAGUUUUUGAGGGAUCUUGAAGAGAACCCUGAGCUGAGGUUUAACGUAUCGUUGUACAAGAACAAGGAUUAUCAAGAGUCUGAUGAGACUGCUUCAAUGACGGAUGGAGAAGGUGCACCGACUGUGCCGAUUGAAGAGUUGCUUGCUGAGCUUGAGCUUAGUGAAGAGGAAGGCGAUGAUGAAGAGUACAUGGAUGAGUAAUUUUCCUUCUAAAACACACUCAAGGAUUGGCUUUGAUUGUAUGCUCAACAGUUUUUGUUCUAGCUUCAUAUUUUUCUGUGACCUAUUAUGGCUAUUAUUAUACUUUGUUUGAAAUUUUGA